AUACCGAUGUCAAAGAAGCUAACUAUUAAUUUAGAUAUCUUAAGGCUGAAAAGUAUUCAUUUAAUAAACUGAAAUCAUUAACAUAAAAAGAGAUUUUGCAAAAAAAUCAAAGUAAUUUUCUUUGUGUAGCAGAAAGUGCUUCUUUUAACUAAUGCAACAGCCAUAAUUCAAAAGAAACUUAAAUUAGGUGUUAGUUGUUAGGAUUGCAUUGUAGAUUUGAGAAAAAAGAACUCUAUUAAAGAGAGCGAUCAUGUUUCCAACUGCACGAUUAGUUGAUAUGGGAAACAGCACUACCGAAAUAUUACGGACUAAUAUCAAUGCAACUGACCAGCUGACAUCAGAAGGAUUUACUGCUUUACCGGUGGUAAAGAUCAUAGUAAUGUUGAAUCUAAUGUUGGUCGGCAUAAUUGGAAAUAUUUUUGUCAUUGCUUCAGUUAAAAGGGAGAAACAGCUGAAUAUUCCUGGCAACUUCUUUAUUGUGAACCUUGCAUUUGCUGAUCUUAUUAUUACAGGGAUUAGUAUGCCCAUUAUACUACACAAUGUGAUCAAAGAGGUUUUACUUCCAGCUUCCAUGAUUGGUUACGAACAAAACAUAUUUUGCCAAGCAUCAGCAUAUCUUAAAAUUAUAGCUCUACACGUUUCAUGGUACAGCUUUGCUUUCAUUGCAAUCAACAGAUAUUACAGUGUAUGUCGACCAAUACAAUAUCCAUACCACUUUAAAAGAGAUAGAAUUAUGAAGACAAUUUGGUUGAUUUGGCUCUGGGUAUUUAUCAUUAACUUUCCAGUAAUGGUUGGCUGGGCUGUGCCAAGUUCAAAAGAUAUAACCAACUCUUCUGAAGGCUAUUACGAUUUGUAUCCGAGGAAUAGACCACCAGUUGUUUAUGACAAUUCAACAAACGACUGUGUGUUGGGCAUACAGAAUAAUGGAGGCUAUUUAUUCGCAAACGGAAUUUUCGUUGUUGCGUUACCUCUGCUGACUAUUGCUUUCUGCUACUCAUUAGUUUUUAUGGCAAUUAUCAAGAAUCGGCGAAGAUUGCAAUCCACCAUGGGAACUGAUCAAUUGAAAAGAAGAUUCCAGACAGAAAGAAGGACAUUUUUAAUGCUUCUUGCAGUAGUGAUGUUAUUUGUUGUGUCCUGGAUGCCAGUUAUUAUUUACGAAUAUGUUGCUGAUAUUGAAUAUACAUCAAAAAAUGAUACAUCGACUGAUACAGUGCGACUUAUAGUGAAUUGGCUUGCAUUAAGCAACAGCAUGAUGAACCCAAUACUUUAUGCUUUCCUAAACCGGUCAUUCAGAACAGGUUUUCGACAUGUCAUUAUGGACUUCCUUAGCUUUACAACAGGAAAAAUGUGUGGCUGUUGCAAAACAGGAGAGAAAUUAUCGUCAUAUUUCUACACAAUGAGAUCUAUUAACAACGAAACUCAAGGCCCAUAUGCUCUGCAAAGCAUUGUCUCAUCAGGUGCAGUCGGUAACAAAAACAAACCAAGCAAUUCAAGAACAAGACCUAUGCCAAGCAAAAACAUGUCUUCCAAGAAUAAUUCCAAAUCAGAAGGAGUUGAUAACAAAACCAUGGAUCCCCCAUGCGCUGGGCUGGUUGAAGUGAAUGCCAUUGUAAUGAACAGCAAGCCUUCUUUAAUGGAUGACAAAACAACAAUGCCAUAGGAAAGGGAACUAAACCUUAUAAGUUAAUUGAAAUUGAAUUUUUUUGAGCAUUUAAUAUGCAAAUUAGCUGCUUUCUUUUCUGUUCUUUACUUUGCAUAACACAAGCUACCAUAUUUCAAACAAAAUAAAUUUUGUAAGCAAAUUUAACCUUCAACUAAAUGACGUACCUGACUGUGGUAGUAAAGAUCGUACACUUUUGUAGUUGGGUUGUUGUAGAG
Molecule: messenger RNA, 1878 nt
Organism: Ciona intestinalis (vase tunicate)
Lineage: Eukaryota; Metazoa; Chordata; Ascidiacea; Phlebobranchia; Cionidae
Product: melatonin receptor type 1A
Biological process (GO): G protein-coupled receptor signaling pathway
Cellular component (GO): plasma membrane
Molecular function (GO): G protein-coupled receptor activity
Source: RefSeq, a predicted model, not a curated record